AGCGUCGUACCAACACACAUGGACAGAUUUGGAUUUCAAUUUGUGGUGUCUUCCCUCUGAUUCGUACGUGUAUAAGUGGUACCAAACCCAUAAUUUUUCGCAUUUUUGAACUUUAUUGCUGCACUUCAGUACGAGUAAGGGAGGGCCGUGGACUUGGCGUUGGAUUGUGUUUUUUUUUCCUCAUUUACAUCCACAGUCACAAUGGCGAGUUCCGACGAGGAGAUGGAUCUUCUCCCGGAGGCCGAGCCCACCACCGACGUGGCGGCCACGACGUCCGCGCCCGGGUCCACCGCGUUUGGGGCCGUGCUCGGGCAUGUGCAGCCCACUUCCGGCUCCGGCAAGAAGAAACUGCUGGACGCACUGGCGCCGAUGCUGAGCAUGACGCAGUUCGUGAAACAGCAGUACCCGAAGAAGGAGGUGAAAAAGGGCCCGCCGAAACACCUGAACGACUCGACCACCAUCAUUGGGUUCUCGCAGCGCCGACGAAAAUUUCCGAUGCUGGUGCGGACCAAGCAGUUGAUCGACGAGUUUUUGCACUUCAAGCGGAAACAGGUCGCGGAGCAGGCGGAGGAAGAGAAAAAGGCGCUGGACCGGACGGUCGCGAACCCACUGGAGGACCCGGAGAUGGCGGCCAAACCGCGGAAAUCCUUCGCCGACGUGGCGAAGAGUCUGUCGCAAACGCGGCUGUUUUUGGCAAAGGCGCAGGCCGACGCGGCGGAGACCCGGGAGGUGAAAAAGCGCGAGCCGAAGGACCCCGAGUCCAAGGUGAAAGAGAAGCGCGUGUCGAUCUCGCAAGCCUUUCAAGAAUUCUUCGACAUGCAGUCGGGCUUGGCAAAAGCGUCGAUCGAGAAAACGAAACAGGCUUCCUCGUUGGACGCGAGGGUGGCGAGGAAACUUGCGAAGGUACUUUUGAGUAUAAAUGAAAAAUAGAAACCGUGCACUUUUUUUAAGCUCCUUUUUUGAGGUUCUGCGUUCUUCUAGCGAUGAUAGAUUGAUGCUUGAAGUAGUUACUCUCGUCGCGGAAAUUUUCAAAAAUCCAACCCCAGGCCCGCCGCGGACGCAAAUCUUGGUUCGCCGUCGCUGAGAAGUGCUUCAAGCAGAUUGGGGAGGACGCGCAGCUGUUUCGCGAAUUCAAGGAAGUAAUGCUGGAUCCGAUGAUCCGGUGGCGGUCCAUGGGGUUCAUUCCCUACACCGCCGACAAGGACCGCCGACGCAUGGCCGUUUCGCUGCAAGACAAGUCCCGUCACGUCAAGUACUACUACCGGAAGGAGGACACACAGGAGCUGAUGUUCUGGCACGGCCCGCGCAUGGUCGCGGUUGCGGACCGCGUGGAACGCGAGGCGUAUAACAAAGCCCAGGAGGCGGAAAAGGAGCAGAGCAAGCAGCCCGACGCUUCUGCGGAGCAACAAGCGGGCGCGCCGAUAGAUGCGCGGCCGAAGAUAAUCCCCAUGAAGCCGGAGUUGGAUCGGAUCAACGUGGCCCUGUAUGGGUCGGAAAAGCCGCCCGGCGUCCACCAGUUCGGCGCACUGAAGCGGCUGCAAACCGAGAAGGGCCAGGUGCAAACGCUGCAAACGCAGACGCAAUUGCGGCAGUCGAUGCAGCUGUGGGGGAAUGUGCUCGGCGCAAACAUGUUGUUGAUGAUGGCGGAGGGCGCGCAGAAGAAGGACGUGGACCACGUCCGGAAUCCGGACCACUUGACGCUGCAAGAAAAGAUCGAUCAGAGCGCCUCCGGUUCUUUGGAUGUCGAGCGGUUUUUGACGUUUGUCAUUGACGGGUACGGCAGCUUGCGCAAGGUGUUCGAGGCGAUGCAAGGCGAAGAGUCGAGCGAGAAAGGCAAAGUGUCCAAGCGGAGGUUCAUAAAAUUCCUGUGGGACAACGUGCGGCUCGAGGCGACACUGCUCUACUCUCUGCUCGAUGAGGCGCACAAGGGCUUCAUCACGUUUGAAGACCUUUACUCGCUGAUGCCAUACUUCCAGGACAUGGUGAUCCACAUUCAGAACAACACGGGCACGAACUUGAGUAAGUUGCAGCCCCUCGUCAACGACAAGCCCACGCGCGAGGAGCUGCAGCGGCAGUUUUCCCGGCCGCUGACCCCGGAGCAGCUGAAGGCCGCGGAGGAGCAGCACAGUGACGACGUGAAGAACAAGAAAGCGAAGAAAGCUUUGGUGUCGCUGGAUCAGCGCAUUCAGGCGGAGCGACCGUCAUCCAGGGGCGACGACAGUGAAAUGGAUUCCUCGAAGCAAGACUCUUCGCAGACGUCCACGGGCGGCUACUUUGCCUCGCGCGUGGACAAGAACGCGGCGAAAAAAAUCGAUCUGUUCUCGGAUGAGACGGAAAACGUCGCCAGUCUGUUCACCCGCCAGGGCCACCAGGCCACGCCGGGCGCGCACGGCAGUGAAAGCAUUUUCCUCGAGAUGGGGCGGAGGGAUUAUCCAAAGCAAAUGCUGCUUUUUUUGCACCAGAACCACAAGACCAAGGACGGCCCGGUGCCGUUGCUGAUCAAGGGCAGCAAGAGCGUGAAGAGUCUGCAACUGGUUUUGACCCUGGUCCAGAAGUACGCGCCGCCGAGCACGGGACGGGUACACGCGCUGUUCGACGCGUUCACGCGAAAGCGAGUGAAGGUGUUUAAAGAUUUGCAGCACGGAGGGCACUACGUGGUGAAGGGGUGCGAGCCGUUCGCGAUCAAGGAGACCAUCUUUGCCGCAAACGUGGAGCGGCUGGACAAGCUCGAGCCCGACGUUGCGCCGCUGCCGGACUGGCUGGAGCAGACGCAAUCUUGGUCGCACGCGAAAUUUGCGAAGGUGGCAAAAUUCCUCGCACCGCCCAGUACGGCGUCGACACAGCCGGGAAGCACGGUGGCCUCCUCCCCCUGUGCGGAACACUCCUCCCCGAGAGCCAGCAUUCUGAGUCGGGAAAGCGGCGCAGACCACGUCGACCACGACAAACACGUUCACUUCUCCCCCCAGGGCUCCGGCGCGUCUGAUGGCCAGCGCAGCGGUUUUUCCUCGCCGAAGCAGCCGGCGAAGGCCCGGCCGCGCGGCAGCGCGCUGCUGCGACUUCCGACGCAACUGCUGAACGCCGGGUCCGGUGCGAAGAUCGACUUCUCGGUCGAACAGACGCCGCAGAGUCGCCGCGCGCGCGCGACCGCGGAGAAAGACUACACGGUAGAUGAGGAGCUGUUGGAUGUCGGCGCCUUGGUCGGUGGCGGCUCGCGCCCGGAAACGCCAAGUGGAUUAGCUCCCUUUGCGGAGCAAGCGCAGCAGAUCUCCCGCGAGGACCGCCUGUUUGGCGCUCUGGGCUCCUCCAGCUCCAGUGCGGGCGAGGACCAGUUGCAGCAGGACAUUCUCGGCGCCGACGCACAGGAGGGUGACGAAGCUCUCGUCCAGCAGAUCGCUUCCGACAGCAUGGUCGUUCCGGGCUACGUGGUCGACGCGGAUGACUUGCCGUCUGACGUGGAGCGCGAGAUGGCGAUGUCGGUGCACAGUGCGGACACCGACCGGCCUGCGCGCAGUUUCAUGCGCAACUCGGAGCCGAGCGACGACGAUGUCGGUGCGACGAUUGUGGCGCACGCACUGGUCGCAAACAUGCAGGAUUUAGAUCAGGCGGAAGAAGGCACGCCGGAUGUUGUUGAUGAUGCACCAGUAGAACUACAACCAGGAGCGACUGUGGAAGUGGAGGUGCCUGCUGGAGAAAAUGAAGCAGAAAAUGUCUCUCCUAACGACGAACAGCAAAACGAAGCAACUGAAAGUCCUAUCGCACUGGAAGGUGAUCACGAGCGUGCUGCGAACCUCACUAGCUUAGCCUCGUCCUCCUGUGGUGGAUCCUCAUCCGAAGACGUGCAGUACAUCCCUUUGCAGCCCUCGACGGACGAAGAACUGAUUUCUCGCGGUGCCAGCUUCUUUACCUCCUCCAAGCGCCUCCGAAGCGAGCCGAGCGUCAGCGUGCGCGAAGAGGAUCAUGCGCUGGAGAGCAAGACGGGGAGUCGUGUUGACGAAACAAAAAUUGUAGCGCAGGAAAUGAAUCAAAAUCGUGCUGAUGUGCUAUCCAAGGACGACAGCACCCCCAGCCAGUGCAACACUAGUAUGGAGCACGAGAGCAGUGUGUUCCACUUCUACAAGCACGAGGUUGACCAAGCGAUUCCCGAGCUCCGCGAGUCGACGCCCGAGUCCACGACGCAGCUAGACGCCGAAGAUCCCUCCGUGAAGUCCCGCCGGCGGGAGCAGAAGUCGCUGCGGCGCCACAUGAAGAAGACGCAGAACCGCAUGGAUCCAGCGACGGACGACAUGCGGCGGCGGCUGCUCUCGUCCGGCAAGGAGUUCUACGGGCACCUCCAGGUGGGGUCGCACGAGCAGGCCACGCUGACGGACAACUCACAGGACCUCCAAAGGCAGGGCCCGCCCAGCCCGGAUCACGACGGCCACCGCCACGGCAUGUUCGACAACGACGGGGUCCUGACGAUUCUGGCCAAGGCGCCCGCCCGCCGGAUGUCGGGCCGUCUGCAGAGCUCCUACUCCUUCGCGCACGACAUCGUCAUCUCCGCCUCCGAGGAGGAUCAGGAGACCGGGAUUCUGCAGGGCCUGGGCGUGACCGAGAAGAUCGUCCAGCGGUCCUUGUCCGAGUUCACGGUCGGGAGCGACGUGAAAACCGAGUGGUUCAACGAGUACCGGACCCGUCUGGAGACGCGGAAGCAGGAGGAGGACGGGGAAUUGGAAAAAAUGGUCGCGCUGUCCAACCUGGUCGGCAUCCCGCUGAGCAAGCUGCAGUCCGCAGGCAAGACCACGGGGAUGGGCAUCUUUUCGCGCGCGGCAAUCGACACGCCAGUGGACGUGGUCGACCCGGCAGAAACGAAGAAGACGCUGAAGCAGAUGAAGAAGGAGCGGCUGGUUUCCGAGCUGCAGGGCUCGCGCGGCGCCCGCUUCGGUCUGUUCGGCGUGGACGCCACGGAGGCGCACUUGUGGCAGCAGGAGCCGAGUGUGAAGGGUGUGUUCCCCGCGGACAAGAUGCGCCAGGUGUUUUCGCCGCGGGACCUGGACGAGUCGAAGAAGCCGCCGUUUCCGCUGGACCAAGUGGAGAAGCCGACGGAAUUGACGCUGGCUCUGAAAGAGUUCGAGAAGAAGCGGGUUGCGGCGGUCAAGGAAGCCUAUAACCUAGUUUGCGCCGAAAAGGACGCGCAACUCGCGAAAGAGGCGGAAGAGGCUGCGCGAGCCGCGGAGGAAGAACAGCGCUUGGCCGAGGAGCGCGCAGAAUUUUUAGCAGAACACGGAGACGAAAUCGGAGGAGAUUUUGUGCCUGCGCUCUCGGAGGACGGCGAGCACAGCAGUGUUGCGCACUCACGACAGGGGUCCACCACGAUCGAGCCAGCCCAUGCAGCUUUAUCUCCGAAGAAGCACAAGCACUCUGCCCCGAAGAAGAGCAAGAUUUACGAGCAGGUGCGGCAGUGGUACCUGGACCACCAGCUGAAGCGGGUGCAGAUGGGGAUGCCGCCGUCCUUGCAGACGCUCUUUGGCAAGCAGAACAAGGCCGGCAACGCCAUCAACCCGGAAGAGGAUGUGCCAACCGCCGUCGUGCGAGAGCUGGUUUUGAAGUACGGAAAGGAAUUUUUGCCCCGCGUGGACGUCACCGGCAGUGUCGAGUUCGAACGGGAGUGCAAGAAGGCGCUCGCGAAGGCGGGCGUGGUCGACUACAAGGUCGAGUGCAUCCUGCUGUCCACACUGCUGGAGUCCAUGAAGAUCCUGCCGGCGAGCGAGCUGGAGUCGUCCGAAGAGGAGGACGCCGAGAAAGAAAAGAACAAAGACGAGGAGGAGGAGGAGGACGAGGAGGAGAAGCGGCGGAAGGAGGAAUUACGGGAGCAAAUCGUGUCCCGCUUGUUGGUGCAGAUCGGAACGGCCUUCUACGCUACCGAGGGCUUGACCGAGGUGGACUCCGAGCGCGUUUUGAAAGGCCUGUCCGGGCGCGAGCCGGAGGCCUUCGUCGUGUACAAGGGCGACGCGAACAAGAAGGAGGAGGAGCAGUCUCCGACCGCAUUAAAGCCGUCUUUUUUCCAGCUCGCGAAGAAAGAAUCCGCUCGCAGCAAAGACACGGCGGACGACGAGACGCUGCACGACGGCGACACCAGCGAAGCGGCGCAGGUGGAGCAGGGCAAAAAACUGAACGCCAUGGAGGCCACGGACCUGCGCGAAGACGCGUUUUUCCGCCUGGUUACCGAGCGCGGCAUGGAGAACCGAGCUCGGUGGUGGAUGGAGAAGGAGCGGGAGAAUAUGGAGCACAAUUUGUACGACUUGCUCGGGUCGGCGGAGGCGGCGGAAGAAAUGGGACGCAACACCCGGUUCGUCGCGCCCUUCGACGCGGAAAGUCUGCACGACAAAAACGACGGGAACGUCCGGGAAUUCGAGAAGGAAGUGAUCCAGGCACACUACAACGACCAGGCCCGGACCAUGCUGCACAACUGUAAGGAGGUGCUGGAAGACCACAACAGCGAAUUCUGCCGCUUCCUGAAAAACCUCGCGCCGCACGACGUGUUCCACUGCUUGCAGGAGGUGCUCACGAAUUGGACGGACUACGACUCCUUGCGGCACGCCUGCACGCGCAAACCGGAGUAUUCCCCGUUGAUCCACUUCCCACUCCCAGUCGACGACGACAAGGAGCUGCAACUGGAGCGCAAGCAGCGCGCGGCGGAGGAGCUGGUGCGGAAGUACCUGCGGGCACAAAGGCGGAACCUGCGAUCGUGGCACUACAACAAGUUUCUGCUGGACAAGGAUCUGAACCAGCAAAUGGAAAAGGCUGUUAGGAUUUUGUCCCAGGACCGGAAAGACGCGCUGCUGGAUGAGUUUGGCGAUCAGGUGUCGCUCUACCCGCGGGUGCGCGACAACAACUUCCCAGGCCUGAAGAACUUCCCCGAGAUCCAGCACGGCAUGUUCUCCUACGCCCACUGGCUGGUGCAGGCGCUGCGCGAAACCGAGCUGACGCUGAAGCAAAAGCAGGAGCUGCUGUCCGCGCAGGAGCUGAACGAGCUCAGUACGCAACUGGACCAGAGCGUGAUGGCAACGAGCGAGAGCAGCGGCAGCACGGUUCUGAGCAAGGACAAAGUUCUUGCGACGCCAACCGGCCCGGAGGCAUUGUCGGAUUUCACGCGGACGCUGGCACUGACGAAAGCGGCCAAGUCGGACAGCGAGACGAAGAAGAAAGCCCUGGCCGGGGAGACCUUGUCGCUACAAAGAGUACUUCCUGAUCCGAAGGACGGCCAGGUGGACACGAACGAGAUCAGCAACCCCUUGCUCCGCGAGAAGCACGCCGCGCGCGUGGCCGAAGUCGGUCGGGCCGCGCAGCGGUUGCUGAUGAAGAACAAGAACGCCAGCGUACAGGAGCUGAUGGUCAGUCAGUACCUGAAUCACGGGGAGUACCACUUCGCCCUCGGCGUCGGGGGUCCGCGCCACCCCUUGCCCAAGCUCCGCGGACCGCGGAAGGAGAUCAAACGCGCCAGGGAAUGGAAUCGCUUCUCCGGCACGAAUAAGUCCCUCGGUGACACGACGCUGUCGACCACGACGCUGAGCCGGGGCGAGGACCUCCAGGUCGUGCAGAACGACCCACACACCGCCGCGCCAAAGCACAGCACCACGCCGAUCAAACGCAAGUACGUCAAGGCCACCGGAGGUGCGCAGAUCAGUGCGCCAGCAAGUCCGGUGGACGGAGGAGCACUCUCGCCCGUCGACGACGAAAGACCACAGCAACAGCCACUUGACCUGGAGCCCCGUGACCGGGCGUAUGUCGUGGCGAAAGAAAAGGAGCUGGCGAACGCCGACGAGGCGGAUAUGCUGGUGGGAGACAUGAACGACGCGGCGGACGCGCGGGACAAGCUGCUCGACCGACGGUUCGGCCCCUCGCUGCACGCCCUGCUCGAGAUGGCCGCGCGUACCCGUCAGAUCGUGUCCCCGGUCUCCGGCGAAGUGGUGGUCGUGUCCGAAGCGGAGAGACACGCAGCCUCGGCGCUCUUGCAGAACGCUGCGGAAGAUGCUGUUGGAAACAACAAAGGGCACAACAAGCCCAUUGCUCUGGAUGCCGUCACGGAUCUGUUGCUGCAAAAGUUGCAAAACUCGCUGCAACUGGAGCCCGCUCCACCGGCAUCCACGAAGCUCGCGAUCCAGUACCCGGGAUCCAAAACCAUGUUGCCCAAGCAAGAGGGGCAGCAGCCGCCGAUGAGCUCGAGUUCCGCCGCGCGGGGCCGCGGCGGCAAAAAGAUCGGCGUCAGCACCAUGAGUCUGCCGACGGUGCCCCUCAAGGGCCAGCUCGGUCAGAAGGUGGCCACGCCGCGCGACAUGAAGAUGCGCAAGGCCUACGGUCCUAGCAGCGAGUCCGGGUACGUGAUGCGGCCCGAGGGACUGGUGCUCGCCAAAAGAGGAACACCCAAGAAGUCCGUGAUGAACACCACCCUCUGGUCUAGCACGGAAGUCGGCGAGUCUCUGAUCCCGGAUUCCGUCUACGAUCCGACGAAAACCUGCUUGGACCGGGAGCUCGCGAAGGGACCACCCGUGCUGGGAACGCUUUCCUAGGAGAAGAUGAAAACGUCGUAGAUCGGACAAGUAGAGGGAAAAAAGUUUCAAAGAUUGUCUUCAUCUGUUUUUUUUUUAUUCCAUUUCCAGAGGUUGUAGUCGUUUUCGUAAGCGUUUGACAUUUUUGACUCGCGUUUUUUUUUCAUUAUGACAGUUGUACAGACCAUCAACAUCAAACAUAUCAUCUGACUCUAUUAGCAGCUAUUGGCAACAAGAAGUCGACAAAGAAACAUUCAUAAACAUACCUUGUACUUAUUUUUUGGUUCAUUUACACAUGCGUUGUACAUAUCAUUUUGGUUUUCCAAGAAUCAGGGCCUGGCUGCUCCUUCUCUACAUCACGCAUCCAUACAUAGCUUUUUUUUCUCGUAGACACCUUGCAUUGGAAUGCUCGCUCGCGUAUAGUCUGUCAAAAUGUUUUUUUCCUGAACAGCAAGCACGACACUCUGCUUCUGCAGAGGUGGAGAUAUUUUGUUUUGACAGAAAACGCGCGUUGACCGCGCCGUGAAAACAAGACAUGCGAAACAGUCAGAAACUGAGCAGGCAAAUGCGGGGGGAAAAAGGCUAGGUAGAAC
Molecule: messenger RNA, 9118 nt
Organism: Amoebophrya sp. A120
Lineage: Eukaryota; Dinophyceae; Syndiniales; Amoebophryaceae
Source: the annotation of a GenBank genome assembly